UCUAAUUUCUAUUCUCAACCCCUAAAUCACUUUCUAUCUAUCCGGUUACGUCAGUCCUUAGAAAUCAAAAUAAGUGGGUUUCUAACAGUGGUAUCAGAGCCCGAUUACGAUAUGAGUUUAUCGGGACUCUCAUGAGACAAAUGGUACGAAGCUGCCCGGAAACGAGAUGCAGAGAUGAAACAACUGUUAGAACAAUUGGCGUCGUUCGAUUCGGACGAUGUUGAUGACUGGUGGGAAGACGACGCAGUGGUAGCAGACGAGAUAGAAGUCGUUGAUGAGGAAUCUAAUUCGGCGGAGGUUUCGCCUCCAUUCAUGGUGCCAUCACCACUGCUCGAGACAACCGAUACGGUCGUGACUACCGUCGCUAUCCAAGUCGCUGCAGGCUUGCUCAAGGAGGAGCAGAAUGAGACUGCCGAGAUCGCAAUCAGACCGGUGGCUAAGGAAGAAAUCGACCCUGUGGGUUCGGUUACUGUCCGCGUCAAGGAGAGGGCAGUGGCCUCGGGAGAAAAAUCUGAAGCAGAAGAGGCGGAGGAAAAAUCAACGCCUAAUUGCGUUGUGGAUUGGCCAUUCAGGAAGCAAAAGCUGCGAUCCAGCAAGAAAGGACAGGUGAGAAAACUCUAAACCUAGCAGAAGAGCGGCUAGGGUUUCAAGGAAGAAGUAGGUGAAACGAGGAUCAAGCCAUUGUCGGAAUUGGCAUCUUGCCCUUUCCUCUGUGGGAUUUCCAUUAUAUACAGCAAAGAAGGUAAAGUUGCUUAUCUGUACAUCAACGGCUAAGUAACAGUAAAUAAACUUAAACUAACCUAUAGCUACUUGACAGGUGGCUAACGUUGUAACUAAUUACCAUUUCCUAUCAAUGCUUGCAACGGCGUCGUCUUCCUGUGGAGUUGGAUACCACUUAGGCAAACGACACCGUGGAGGUCUUCGCUGGAUACUGAGCUGAGUGAAGGGAAGCUCAACUCAGUUCUUCGUUUUGUCCAUCUGCAGAGUCUUCUGCUCAUUCAUCAAUACUCAAGCUCCAGCUCUGCAGCAGCUCUUUCAUCAACCAAUCAUCGAUCUGGUUCACACCCCCCCCCCCCCCCCCCCCCCCCCCCGGCGGCAAGCUUGCAGGCAUACAUCAUGGACAGCAAGCUUUGACAGGAGAUAUGUGAAUCGAUCAACAGACAAACCUUUUGUGAAGAUGUCUGCAAGUUGCUCAUCAGUAUGAACAUGGUGCAAACUGAUGAGUCCACCUUUCAGUCUUUCACGAACAACAUGGCAAUCAAUCUCAAUAUGUUUU
Molecule: messenger RNA, 1276 nt
Organism: Linum trigynum
Lineage: Eukaryota; Viridiplantae; Streptophyta; Magnoliopsida; Malpighiales; Linaceae
Source: the annotation of a GenBank genome assembly